Molecule: messenger RNA, 444 nt
Organism: Fraxinus pennsylvanica
Lineage: Eukaryota; Viridiplantae; Streptophyta; Magnoliopsida; Lamiales; Oleaceae
Source: the annotation of a GenBank genome assembly
AUGCCUUAUAGCAAUAGUAAUGCUAACAUGAGCUAUAUGGACAUCAAUAACAUGCACACUGGCACAAUUAUUCCCCCACAUCUUGUUUCUCAGUCUCUCUCCUCGAAACCCAUGUCCAACUCUCUUGCCCUUGUACACCACCCAUUUUCUCUCUCCAUCAUACGUUAUAUAUACACGUCCAUUUUGAAUACUGAUUUUUUUGGGGGGUUAUUUUUCGAUAUUUGGCCAGCAAACGAAUAUGGAGAGGUGGCAAUAAUGGAGAAGAAUUUUGAGUUAGCUAAUGUUGGUGGAAGAAGAAGCAAAGAUGAAGAGCAUGAGAGCAGAUCUAGGAGUGACAAUAUGAAGGGUGCCUUAGGAGAUGAUCAAGAUGCUACCGACAAGCCGUCGAGGAAAAAAAGAUACUACCUACACACCUCUCAGCAAAUUCAAGAACUUGAAGCGUAA